Molecule: messenger RNA, 683 nt
Organism: Anguilla rostrata (American eel)
Lineage: Eukaryota; Metazoa; Chordata; Actinopteri; Anguilliformes; Anguillidae
Gene: s100w
Product: S100 calcium binding protein W
Exons: 3
Coding region: 232-519 (95 amino acids)
Cellular component (GO): cytoplasm
Molecular function (GO): transition metal ion binding; calcium-dependent protein binding; calcium ion binding
Source: RefSeq, a predicted model, not a curated record
AAUAAUCUUAAUCUUCAUUGCAGAUGCCUAUUUCUAUGCUGUAUGAAGUUACAGAAGCUUCUUGAUUCCUGUCCAGCAGGUAUGGGCGGGGUACUAAUUUAGUCAAACCCAGAGUGUCGCUCACUGCAUUUGUGCUUUAAAAGGGGCUUUCCGCAAAUUCUUCAGUGGUCAUUCGGGAACUAGAAUCCAAAUUGAUUCAUCACACUGCUGAGUGCUGUACUCCCACCAGACAUGUCCAAGCUGGAGACUGCGGUGUCAUCCCUGGUGGAGCUCUUUAAGGAGUACUCGGGGAAGGAGGGAAAAAAGGGGCAGCUGAGUUCUGCCGAGUUAAAGGAGAUGUUGGAGAAGGAGCUGAGCAGCCCCGAGCUGAAGGAAAAGUUUAACCCAGAAGAGGUAGACACGCUGCUGAAAGACCUGGACAAGGGUAAAGAUAAUCUGAUAAACUUCCGGGAGUUCUGCAGGUUUGUGACGCUGCUGGCGAGGGCCUACUACAAAAUGGAGAAGGAAGCCAAAAAGUGAAGAGCGCAAGAGGAAAGAGUGGGCGAGAGGCUAGUCUGGUGCGUUAAAGGAAGCCAUGCUAAACAAGGUGGACAUAUUUUUCCAGAUGUGUUGUCACAGAGUGAAUUAGCAUGAAGGGUUAAAAAAAGAAAAAACCCAAAUAAAAUAUGAUUAAGCCAUCUUUA